UAUAAAAGCUUGUAAUUACUUUUCUUGGGUAAUUGCACAAUUUUCUUUGGAAAAGUUUUUUUUUAGCAUAUCAUGAUUAAAGAGGGGAAGGAAUAGUUUGGGAAGGGUGGAAAACCUUGUAUGAACAGUUCCUUCUUGCAUUUUUAUUUAUUGACGGGCAAGAUAAUACAGUACAGUAUUGGUAUUCUACAGAGCCAUGUAGGUCAAGGUUAAAAAUUAUGUUCCAAAUACAAUACUACAGGAGUUGGGUUCAUCUGGAGCUUCAGCUCAAACUAGGGAAGGGUUCAUCUGGAGCUUCAGCUCAAACUAGGAAAAUCUCGGUGAAUGAUUUUUUUUAGGUAGAAAACAAAUUGUAGGAAUAUCAAUACCUGGGUAGACUGAAAAUACAAAUGCAGUUCUCCUUGGAAAGCAGCAGCAGCAGCAAGAAGGCCACCAGUCAUGAUGGUGAUAACAACAUCAUCGAACUGAACCUGAUGGAUUCAAAUGAGUUAGAAGAAGAGGAAGAAGAAGUAGUGGAGAAUUGUGUAGAUGGGGUGCAACUGCAGUCUAGGCUGUGUGCCAGAGGCCACUGGAGGCCUGCAGAAGAUGCCAAGCUUAAGGAAUUGGUGACACAGCAUGGCCCCCAGAACUGGAACAUCAUUGCAGAAAAACUUCAAGGGAGAUCAGGAAAGAGCUGCAGGCUUAGGUGGUUUAAUCAGCUGGACCCAAGAAUAAACAGAAGGCCCUUUAGUGAAGAAGAGGAGGACAAAUUGCUUGCAGCCCAUCGAUUUUAUGGUAAUAAAUGGGCUUUGAUUGCUCACCUAUUUCCUGGAAGAACUGAUAACUCUGUUAAGAAUCACUGGCAUGUUAUUAUGGCCAGGAAGUAUAGAGAGCAGUCUAAUGCUUAUGGGAAAAGGAAGCCCGGCCAAGUGCAGAGAUCAAGACAGAGAACUAACUGUUUUUCUGAGGAUAUUCUUGGUUUCAGUAAUAAUAACAAGGAGAGGUAUCAUGUGGGUGUAGCUUCUAGGGUUGAUAAUGAUGAUGAAAGGUGUAAGAGUUAUUCAACUUACCAGCAGAAAAUUAGUGCCACCAUGUAUGAUGCAGUUCAACCAAGGAGUUUCUUUGAGGGUGGCAACAAGAUGGUAGGCUGCAAUUUGGAUAAUUAUCAUGCCUUGGCCUCACAGAUGGAAGCAGGAGAAUCAUCUUCUCUUAGCCAGGUGACCACAGAUUCUUGUGCUCCAGUAAGCUUCUUGCAGCAUAGUGCCAAGAGACCAUUCUCAUGUGUGGAUAGUGCCCAGUUUAGCAUACUUGAUAACAAUAACAAUAGUCAGAAGCACCAGGAUUUGCAGUAUGGUUGCUCAGAUUCUAGCAAUUCUGAGCUAACUGCUGCGGAGGCACCUAAUGUUGAUAACUCAUCAACUACCAUAGGGAGUAACUACAAGUUCAUGGCACCUAGAUCUUUGGUUUCUGAAGAGGAAGAAGAGGAGGAGAAUGAGUUCAGAAAUGCCAAUGCUGGUUUCAUUGAUUUUCUGGGACUGGGAACUACAUGAGAUCAUAUCAUAUUAGGCUCAUUAACUUACUUUUUAAUGUUAAGGAUUGUUGCAUGGGCCCAUUUAUUUAUUUUAAUUCUCUGUGAGGACUGCAGCUGCAUUUGAUUUAUGUCCAGUGCCAUUGCCAUUGCAGAAGGAUAAUUUGAAGUGAUGUGCAGAACACAUAACUGAGAAAAAUUAAUAAUUAUUCCUCCUGCAUCAAAGCAGCUGCAAGAAGCACAUCAUCAUUAUCUCCAGAGUUUUUCCAUCAGCUAGUGAUAUGAGAAGACUCCAUUACAGCUGUAUAUUGUUGUUAAUAAUAAUGGAAAGAUGCAGUUAUGGAAACACCAAACACAAUUUCAUCAGG
Cryptomeria japonica (Japanese cedar) is the source of this 1875-nucleotide messenger RNA. Its product is annotated as transcription factor MYB56. The transcript has 3 exons. Gene Ontology annotation, biological process: regulation of DNA-templated transcription. NCBI's taxonomy places the organism in Eukaryota, Viridiplantae, Streptophyta, Pinopsida, Cupressales, Cupressaceae. Gene Ontology annotation, cellular component: nucleus. The record is from RefSeq and is a predicted model, not a curated record. Bases 390 to 1529 code for a protein of 379 amino acids. Gene Ontology annotation, molecular function: DNA-binding transcription factor activity, RNA polymerase II-specific; RNA polymerase II cis-regulatory region sequence-specific DNA binding.